CUCUCUUGUGUUAUUAUGUAACACAAGAAUUGGAAUCUACGAUUUUCUCUCUCUUUGUUUCUUUUGUUUCACACUGAAGAAAACACAUACAUAUACGUGUAUUUAAUACCACUAAUGUAGUAGAAGAAGCAGGAGAUGAUUUUGAUGUUAAUAUUGAUAUGCUUGUGAGUUGUGUGUGAUAAUGAACAACAACGUUGAACAAUGAUCCCACACCUUGAACAGUGAUGCCACCAUUGAUUUUUCUACUUCUCAGCUUUGGUUCCUUCCUGCAUUGAAUUCCUCGCCCAAUCACCUUUCGGAUCUUCCUCGGGAUCUCCGAAGCCUGUUUGUUUCUCUCUCACUUUGCCGCCAUAACAUAAUUACCCACGUGGAAUUGCCACUCCCCUUUAGCCAAGUUUUCUUCUUUUUCACUUUUGGUUUUCUGGGUUGGUACUUGAUCAAGUGGAGUAACUCCUCUGCGAAUUUACUGGAGAAACUUCAGAGUGAAAUCUUUGCAUAUAUUAUGACAUAUCAUUGAUAAUUCAAUAUACAGCCAAGUAAUGAGCUGUUGAAAGUUGAAACCCUCUCUGUUGACAUGGGAUUUGGUUUAAGCCUUCGAAAGAAAAGCUCAAAGCAGCAAAGCAGGUCAAAGACAGACAAGGAGAGUUCUGAUUUGCCUCAACCCAAUCCAUGUUCAAAGGAUUCACUUAAGCUUAAAUCAAAGUCUAAUGUUGGUCAAGCAAGCAGUGAUUCUUGUCAUAAAGCAAAGCAUGAUGUAAAAGGAAAGGUUCAGCACUUGGAUAGUGCAAAGGGAAGUUCAACUCAACCUGAUGAACUUGUCAAGUACAUGUCUAAUUUGCCCAGUUUUCUCAAGCGUUCUGAUGGAGGAGAAAGCAUUCAAGGGAAGGCUUUAAAUGUUGGAGUUCUUGAUUGGUCACAUCUUGAAAAAUGGAAGAACAAACAAACACAUACAAAGGCAGAAGCUAGCAAUUUCACAUCAUCCAAUAGCAGUAAAGAAAUAUCCUCAAGGGCAGCCACUACAUCAUCGUCUGCCACUUCGGGUGGCCAUAAUAAAAAGCUUGAUGGUAGAAAAGUUUCGAGUUCUUCACGAAGCAAGGGACCUUAUAAAGAAGGCCUUCCUAGAAGAUCUAAAAUGUCUUCUCAGAAUGUCAAGCACUAUCAACAUUCUGAAACUGAAACAAAGACCCUUGGAGAUGAGCUUGGGAUGUCACCCUCGGAAUUUGGCAAAACUCAGUCAGAUACAUCACUUCGAAGGGUGAAAGUUAAUGACUAUGAUGAAAUAACUUCAGUAGUUGAAAGCUCUGCAUCCAAGUCCAGGCAUAAUGUGGUCUCACUAGUUCCGAAUGAAAAUUCAAGUGGUAGGGAUGUUGAAGAAAAGAAGAGGAUGGAGGGUUUACAGCAGCAUAGCCUCAAGAAAAAGGAGAGGAGUCUAAAGUCCAGUUCUGAUAAGAGAUUUCCAUCAUUAGAAUCAAAAACUAAAGGAGUCUCAUUUGAUUCUCAGAAGAAAAUGAUUUCCAGCAGCAGUGAAGCCAAGAAAAAGAUGGAUCAGUGGCAGGAGUCAGAUAUUGAUGCUGGUUAUGAACAAAAUCAUAGGAUGCCUAAUAAUAUUGUGUUGCUUCGUCCCCCAAGAGUUCUGCAAUUGAAAUCAGAAGACUAUUUUCAGCAUUCUCAAUCAAGAACUUCAUCUGAAGAAGAUUUUUUGGAAUCAAGCUGGAGUAGUUUGUCAUAUAUGUCCAUUCCUGAGGAGGUUUACACUGAAGAUGUACAUUCUAAAAUUCCUCAUUCAAGUGUACUGCCUUCUGUGACUGAGCUUGCUUCUUCAGAAACAUUGCAACAUAGUAUCAAUACUGAUCUAGAUAUGGAUCGUUCUUCUGUUUUAUCUAAGAAACCAGCAUGCUCAAAUAGCAUAUCUAGUCUCCAAUCUGAAAAUACUUGCAUUGAAAAGGAUGUGUUAGAUAUCAAGCCAAAAAAUCAGUGUGCUUUCAGUAAUGUGCUGGAAUCACUGGACCAUGAAACUGCUGAGCUGACACCUCAGAAUCCCUCAUCUAAUUGUCGGCUUAGCUUAAGCUUAAGCUUAAGCCGGAUUGGAAGAAGUUUUAGUUUCAAGGAAGGGUCUAUUUCAAAACUUAGCUCCACGUAUGUUGGUGCAAAGUCUGGUCCAGUGACACCUGAAUCUUAUGCUUAUUUGAAUAAUCAUAGCGAAGAUAUGGUAAAAGGUCAUAACAGAACUAUGUCCAGCCCCUUCCUAAGGUUAUUAGAUCCCAUAUUGAAGCGUAAGGCAUCAAACAUACAGUUUUCAGAUGAACAAAGUGUGACAUCAAAAGGAAGCAUGGAUUCCAUCAGCUUGAGGACAAUCAAUCUGUCUGAUGAAAAGAGCAAGGAAUCACCAACCCAAGCCCUUUUGCAGUUAACAAUAAGAAAUGGAGUACCUUUGUUUAAAUUUGUGCUCAACAGUGAAAGAAAGGUUCUUGCUGCGACCAUGAAGAGCUUAGCAUUGCCGGAGAAGGAUGAUGUAGACUGCUAUUUCACAUUCUACCUUGUUAAUGAAAUUAAGAAAAAGAGUGGCAAAUGGAUGAAUCAUAGGAGUAAAGAAAAAAAUUGUGGAUAUGUCUACAAUAUUGUUGGUCAGAUGAAAGUUUCUAGCUCUAAAACCACUGAAUCAAGCAACGAGAACUCCAAGAGAGAGAGUGUGGUGAAAGAAUAUGUGCUAAUGGGAGUUGAAGUUGACCAGCUAGAUCAAGAACCACCAGAAUUCUUCAUGAGCAAGGAGCUUGCAGCUGUUGUUAUUGAGAUCCCUUGUGAAAACGUAAAUCAUGAAGGACUAUCAUAUAGUCAUAACUUACUGAGAAAAAGAUGCUUAAAGUGCUUGGCAGAUGAAAAAUGCUUUUGCAGCUCACAAGAAAAUGAAAUCUAUGGCAACAUUACAGUUAUACUUCCUGGUGGUGUACAUAGUUCACCAAACACAGGACAACCUUCACCAUUAAUCCAUAGAUGGAAGUUGGGGGGAACAUGUGAUUGUGGAGGUUGGGAUGUUGGUUGCAAAUUGCUUGUUCUCUCUAACCAAAACCUUAGUUCAAAUAUUCCAAGGAGUUCAAAAUCUUACCUUGAGAGAUUUCAUCUUUUUGUUCAGGAAGGAGCUGAUCAAAACACACCCCUAUUCACGUUGGUUCCAUUGAAGGAUGGAUUCUACUCAGUCGAAUUCAGUUCAGAAAUUAAUCAUUUACAAGCAUUCUUCAUGUCUGUGGCAGUUUUAAGCAGCCAUAACUUGCCAAGUUCCUUGGAAAUCAAUAACAUGCAAGAAGCAAUCAAUAAAGAAUUCAGUCCCAAGAGCAACAAUGAACUUCAGGGGAAAGCACCUUUAUAUUAUAAUCCAAUUCCUCCAUACUCCCCUGCUGACAGAGUUUAAUAUCAGAAAGGGAAGGCUUUUUCACCAUCAAUCCAUCAUAGAUAUCUGUUAUAUAUUACCAUGAAGCUAAGGAAUUUCAAGUUAUUGCACUGCCAAUAAUUCUCCAUUUACUCCUUUAUUGUUUGAUACUAUAGCAAUACCACAGUCCUUCCCGCCAGAAUACCUGUUGUUGCAGAAAAUGGUAUUCUCACUGUAUUUUUGUAUUCAUUGUACAAAAGCACCCCUGCACCAAUACUAUCCUUUUACAAAAUACAACAUAAGACUAGUAUCCAUUGUAUAUCUUGAGCACUGUGAACUUGAAGAGCUGAAACUGUAAUUUGAUCAACAAUAGUAUAAGGCCGUGCCUCCAGAAAUCCUUUUAACUGUUCUAUACACUGGAGAUUCUUAAUGAUGUGUAAAUCAGUUAAGCAUUAUUACAUGACUCAGUUUUGACAUCAUUUCAAUAUCUCUUAUUGGAGAUGUUUACUUUCCAGUUUGUCCUCGAGCAUUAUAAUAAUAAUUUUGUAUAUAUGGUUUAAUGUUUCA
Molecule: messenger RNA, 3931 nt
Organism: Glycine soja
Lineage: Eukaryota; Viridiplantae; Streptophyta; Magnoliopsida; Fabales; Fabaceae
Exons: 3
Coding region: 575-3406 (943 amino acids)
Source: RefSeq, a predicted model, not a curated record